Molecule: messenger RNA, 2075 nt
Organism: Paramormyrops kingsleyae
Lineage: Eukaryota; Metazoa; Chordata; Actinopteri; Osteoglossiformes; Mormyridae
Source: RefSeq, a predicted model, not a curated record
UUCUGUGAAGUGGGCGUUUCCUCACUUCGAGGCGCUUACCUGGGUGCAGGUCUUACGGAAAGUAAAACUUUCGGGCGCUGGAAAGGGAAGGAGAUCGAAUGGCGUCUCCCGUGAAGCCCGGCUUCUACAGACAGGAGAUCCAGAAAACCACUUGGGAUGUCCCGGAGAGAUACGCAGCGCUGAGAGCCGUGGGAUCGGGGGCUUAUGGGACCGUAUGUUGCGCAGUUGACCAAAAUACGAAGGAAAAGGUGGCAAUAAAGAAGCUCUAUCGGCCGUUCCAGUCGCUGAUCCUCGCCAAGCGGGCGUACCGCGAACUGCGGCUGCUGCGCCACAUUCAGCACGACAACGUCAUCUGCCUUCUGAAUGUCUUUACACCUGAUUCCUCACUGGAGAAAUUCCAGACUUUCUACAUGGUGAUGCCAUUUGUGGCUCAGGACUUGAGUCACAUCAUGAAGAGGAAGAAGCUGACGGAUCACAUCAGCACCUACCUCUUCUACCAGAUCCUACGGGGACUGAAGUAUAUCCAUUCUGCAGGGAUUAUCCACAGGGACCUGAAGCCCAGUAACUUGGCUGUGAAUGAGAACUGUGAACUAAAGAUUCUGGACUUUGGACUGGCAAGACACACGGAGAGUGAGAUGACAGGCUAUGUUGUGACACGAUGGUACAGGGCACCAGAGGUCAUCUUUAACUGGAUGCAUUACACCCAGACAGUGGAUGUGUGGUCAGCUGGCUGCAUCCUGGCUGAGAUGAUCACAGGCCAGGUUCUUUUCCCAGGAAAUGACAGUCUUGACCAGCUACAGAAAAUCCUCAGUCUGACGGGGACUCCUCAGCCAGCCUUGGUGCAGAAGAUGCAGAGUGCCGAUGCUCGCUCUUACGUGCAGUCUCUCCCUCCUAAGAAGAAAAAGAACUUCAGGGACGUGUACCCCUCCAUGGAUAGAAAUGGUAUGCAUUACUCUCUUAAGCCGGAAUUCCACCAGGAGUGGUUGAGCUGCAUUCUGGUUGCAGUGCAGUCGCUGCUGCUGAUCGCUGCUGCUGAUUGCUGCUGCUGAUCGCUUCCACACCAGUCAAAGCUCAUGAUUCCACCAGAACUGUCACGGCAUGGAUCAGAAGUUUCCCAGCAGCAGCUCUCCGGGCCACUUUGCUAAACAUAUGCGCCAAGUCUGUUUUGCCAGAUGCUACUUCUGGGAUGCUUCUGAUAGCACUUUUAUCUGCCAAUCAGGUAACACUUUCCGUAUGAAUAUUCAUGACUCUUCCAAUCCACCCCGCGAAGUGGUAAGGGCCAAAUGAAGCUUCAUGAAUCAUUGCUGUAUUUUUUUACCUCACUAGGCGGUGGUCUUGUUUUGCUUUUGGGGCAUGCAAGCCCUUUUUUGAACAAAGAGCGCCAUCUAGUGGGCUCAGAAAAUGCAGCAAGUGGUUCAAGAUGCUUCACUUGGGCAUCACUAUUGCAAAGUGCUCUGCUUCUAAAACAUUUCUGAACCACUUCCAGUGGGGGGGUUGAGGACAUGCAGGGGAUGGAGCAAAACUUCACCACAGUCGGAAUGCGGUGCAGCCACUCUCGAUGGAAUUCCUGGGUCAGGCUUUUGCUGAAAGAUGGCAUAAUAUAAAAGGGUUCUCCACGACUGCCAGCACAGAAGCUCAAUGGGUGAUACUGUCAUGUUAUUUCACCCCUACUCUCUGUAUGUGGGGUUUGUGUUUUCCCAUAUUAUGUGAAUGUUUUCCCACAGCCCAAAGACAUACACUUAGGUGAAUAGGCAUUUCUGGGUAGUGCAUAGUGAGCGAGUGUGUGCUUGAGUGUGUCAUGGGAUGGGCUGACAUCCCAUCCAUGGUGCUUACUUGUAUCCUCUCUGUGCUGCCUGAGGUAGAUAGCAGCCCCCCCCCCCACAACUGAGAAUUGGAACAUGGCUUCCUAUGGCUGAUCUGAGAAUGUUGAAUGCAUUUCUGAAUGUGUCCGUUAAUAUUUGCACUUUUUAUUGAAUCAUUGUGGACUAGAAUAUUUUGGUAGUUCAUAGGUCUCAUAUUAAUAUUUAUACUUUCUCUGUCCAUCUCUGUUCCAUCUUCUUUUACUGGGACCCGUC